UCGAUUUCUAAUUCCCGCCCCCGGGCCAUUGAGAGGAGGAGGUGAACUGGUGAAGCGCGUACAGCGUACGCAAAAGGGACCGCCUGGCGGUUCCCAUUGCGAAGGGCGGCGGCAGAAGGAUGUUCCGGAACAAGAUCCUGGUGCGGUUCGCUCCGCCCGACCCACUUUCCUCCUCUCCCUUCCUCCUCCUCCCUCUCUCCAUCUCCCUCCCUUCCUCUCCUCCAUCGCCCUCCCUCUCCGUCGAGCUCGAAACCCUCUGCUGGAAGCUCUCCCGGCGGUGGCAUCUCGCUUGCCUCCCCCAAACAUCCGAGAUCUUCAUCGUCCAUCAGAGAGGUCAAUCCGAGUCCGUUGCUGAAGUCAUUAAAGCGCUCGCCGAGGCUGUGCCCGUUUCCAAUGUAGGGGUGGAAGAAGAUGUGAGGUCAGCCUCGGUGAUUGCCAAAGCGGUGGAGUGUGGUUUUAAGUCUUUUAUGAUCGAUCAUGGGUGGAGAUGUGUCGGCGACAACAUUUUUGUGGACUCUACUUUUGCUUGCAGCGAGGAGAGGACUCAUUUGUGCGCCGUUAAUGUGCAAGUACAAUCAGAAAUAGAUGAUGGUUUUGUUUUCCUUGUUUCUCCUGAUGCAUUUCGAUUUAGCAGACAUAAGAUCUCGGAUUUUAUUAGCUCCAAAAUGUUGAAAAGGUUUGACAAUGGUAAGGAAAUUGUUUUGGAGGACUACAACAUCUGCACCGCUUGCACUAUUCUUCCUUCGCUGUGUGAAGGACAUGUGAUAGGAAUAAGCAAACUACUCCCUGCUGGAGAAGAUUUUGAAAGACUGGAAGAGCUUUGGUCAUUCAAGGUGAUAAGCUUUUGUGUGAAGCUUCUUUUUCUUUUUAAUUCUUUUUUCUGAUUAUCUUUUUGCACUUUCUGAUCAUCUUCAUGUUUCUUUUAUUUUCACUUAAGUUUAAUCAAAAUCCCCAAUCUGCAGCAUGGUCUAGCAUUGCACAGCAAUUACUUCGUUGCGGUUCAGUUUUCUUAUGGAGGUCACAUGGACAAACAAUGGUUCCCAUCUGCUUUCAUCCUUCGAGGUUCAGGAUUGGCUCCAACUCCACAAACAAUUAGACACUCAAAGGCUGUGCAUGCUUUCGAGUCUUUUAUAAAAAUAGUUGGAGCUUGGAAUUUCUUCGAUCAAGGUCUAGUGAAACUUAAGGAAGUAUCUUCACUUGGUAUUAGGACGACACUACCUGUCUGGAACAAAGCUACAAAUAGCUUUCCACUGUGCAUCACAAGAGAUAAAAGCAGUCCUCAUAAUGAAGACUCUUCGAAUGAAACAUAUUUCUUUUCCAAAGACCUGAUGUUAGCUUUAGACUAUCGCACUCCAAAGCCAGCCUUGAAGUAUAGUUUUGGUAGCAGAAUAUUUGAUAGUACUGAAAUAUUGGAAAAUACUGUACCUUCGUGCAAGAAUAAUGCCAAUAAUAGUGCAGAUGGUAUCCAUAAUGGUGAAAACAUGAAUUCAAAUAUUGAAUCUCAAUCACCUAUGAAGUUUCUACCUGUUACAAAAAGCAUUCAUUCAGAUCUCAAAGUAGAUCAGACUCAAGUACCUUCCUUUACCAAAAAGAAAAUUGAGGAUUUUUGCAGAGGAAUUUCAAAUGAUCAAGGUCUCACUAAAGAGAAGGAAAUGUAUGGUGAAUCUUACAUGAAGGAAAAUCAGCUUGAACCUGUGGAUGGCAUCUCAAUGCAAUUGGAUAGGUCCAGUUUGCAUUCUAUUCCUUUCCAGAGUGCCAAAGGUUCAGAAAAGAAGGAAAUGACUGAUGCUUUUCUUGGUGGCAAUUGUUUACCAAGUCCUGGAGAAGUCCCACAGAAAGAUGCUUGGGGAAAGAGGACCUUGAACAGCGAAAAGAAGAUCAGAGAAAAUGUAGCAAAGAGCUCCAAAAGGAUGAGGGCAAAGCAAUCCGUUGACCAAUCUGACGUAACUGCGAAGGUUAAGAGUCACCAUAAGAGAGGGGAGCUGCACUCCCUUACCAUCGCAGAUCUCAAGUGUUUCCUGGCUACUAAAAAUGCAAAGGUAGGAGGAAAGAAAGAUGAACUUAUCCAACGAAUAACUGCCUUGCUUGCCUGAUCCAGUUCACCUUUAUCCAUGUUUACCGAUGUUCUUAUUUUUUUUGUCUUGUAUGGUAUUAUACCAGAAUUUCAAAAUUCCUUCCUAAGAAUCAGUUACGGCAUAAGCUUUAGUUAUUAUUGCACAAGUAUUCGUCA
Molecule: messenger RNA, 2230 nt
Organism: Elaeis guineensis (African oil palm)
Lineage: Eukaryota; Viridiplantae; Streptophyta; Magnoliopsida; Arecales; Arecaceae
Source: RefSeq, a predicted model, not a curated record